AUGUCGUUUCCCUCAAUUCUACUCCCGGGCGAUACAGUCCCCAACCCGCUCCAAUCCUCCAACAGCAACCCUCCCAAGCUGGGCUCCAAUCUUCACAUCCUAUCGGAAGCCACAUCACCGAAGCCAAUAACAAGCACCCAAACCGGCCUCCUACUCCCCGACCACAAACGAAAUUCGCUAGCAAUCCUCCCCUUCCCACACCGCCGCUACAUCCCACAGGCUAACGACCUCGUAAUCGCCCAAGUCCAGCGCUCCAGCGCCGACUACUUCUACUGCACCCUCUCCCCGCACACGCCCCAUGUCUCCCUCGCACAGCUCGCGUUCGAAGGUGCCACGCGCAAGACGCGGCCGCAGCUAAAAAACGGGGAACUCGUCUACGCGCGCGUGCUAUCCGUGGGUGUGGGGCCUGGCGCCGAAAUCGAACUCACGUGCGUGAAUCCCGCGACGGGGAAGGCGGAACCAGGUGGAUUGGGCCCUCUAACUGGCGGGAUGGUGUUUGAUGUCUCCGUUGGGCUGACAGGGCGACUGAUGUCGUCGGGGGGGAGUGGAGGCGUGGUCGUAUUAGAGGAGCUGGGGAAGAAGCUUGAAUCGCAGGGUGGGUUUGAGAUUGCAGUCGGGAAAAACGGCAGAGUGUGGGUGGAUAGCUCGGCAGGCGGUGCGGAAGGGAUCAAGGUGGUAGCCGCCGUGGGAAGGUGUUUGAAGGAAGUGGACGAAAGGUGUAUGGAGGGUGCGGAGCAAAAGAAGGUAGUUUCAAGGGUCCUGAGGGAAAUGGGGUUGAGUAUCCUUGGGAUGCCGUGGUAA
Uncinocarpus reesii 1704 is the source of this 801-nucleotide messenger RNA. RefSeq lists its product as uncharacterized. Gene Ontology annotation, cellular component: cytoplasmic exosome (RNase complex); nuclear exosome (RNase complex). The record is from RefSeq and is a predicted model, not a curated record. The transcript has 2 exons. NCBI's taxonomy places the organism in Eukaryota, Fungi, Ascomycota, Eurotiomycetes, Onygenales, Onygenaceae. Gene Ontology annotation, molecular function: RNA binding. Gene Ontology annotation, biological process: exonucleolytic trimming to generate mature 3'-end of 5.8S rRNA from tricistronic rRNA transcript (SSU-rRNA, 5.8S rRNA, LSU-rRNA); U4 snRNA 3'-end processing; TRAMP-dependent tRNA surveillance pathway. Bases 1 to 801 code for a protein of 266 amino acids.